UCUCGCGGACGAUGCAAUCGCUGUGACCUGAGACUCUGUAGUCUAUUGCGAAUACGAUUUGGAUAGCCAGCAAGCGAGAUAUUCAUUAUUGAAGAAAAGAGACUGAGAAAGAGGAAGAGGCUGGGCCUUUUGGAUAUUCGCCCCACACGACAUACGAGAGAGCCAGGCUGCUGCAACCGAAGAAGAAUAUUUCAAAGCGACGUUGGAAUCAUCUGUAUUUUCUGAUCUACGAUUCCCUCUAUACGAACGUUUCAAACGUCUAUCCGAUACCUCUGAAUCGAAGCGAUCCGCGAAGAAAGGCCUGAGCUUUGAGACAGCCUCGAUUAUCACGCCAAGCCGAUCGUCUUAAUUCAUACGAGAGAGCUACUUGCAUACACCUGCACAUCUAUACACAUACACACAACAUGCGGCUGUCACUACUUCUCGCCCUCGCCUUGACGGCUCUCGUCGAAGCCCACAGCGUCCUCGUCUAUCCCGGAACGCGAGGCAACAACCUCAUCACCAACGACACCUUCCCCUACGGCAUGCAGUGGAUGUACCCAUGCGGCGGCUUAGGAACCUCCAGAAACCGCACGUACUGGCCCACCACCGGCGGCGCCGUUUCCUUCCAGCCAGGCUGGUUCCGCGGCCACCUCCAGGCCCAGCUCCAGAUCAACCUCGGAUACGGCACCGACGGACCCGACGGCGGCCCGCCAAACAUGUCCAACAUUAUGCUCAAGCCGUUUAUGCUCUUGGGGCCGUCGAACAACCCUUACCCGGGAACUGUGUGCCUGCCUCAGGUGCCGCUUCCUGCUGGGGCGAUUGUCAAGGCGGGCGACAUGGCGACGAUUCAGGUUGUUGAGCUGGCUCAGCAUGGCGCGGCUCUUUACUCUUGCGUCGACAUCGUCUUUGCCGAACCCGGCGACCCCCGCAUCCCCAUCGUCAACGAGACAAACUGCUUCAACUCGACGCAAUUCGGCUUCGCCCAGAUCUACACCGUCACCACAACAAACCCCGUCCUCGACGUUGUCGCCUCAACAACCUCCUCGGCUAUUUCGCUGCUUCGCAAUGGCUGGGCGGGAUGGCUGCCGCUGGCUAUUGGGGCGAUAGGCCUGGCUAUAUGGUAAGAGAAAGGAAGCUUAAGCGAUUGGCGCAAGAUGGUAGAGCGUCGCGACCUUUUCAUUAUUGAUUUUUACGGCCUUUUUUUUUUUUUUUUGUGGUUUGCAUAAUUCAUUAUAUACCCCUGGAUUCUCGCUCUGUUGACGAGGGUUGGUGCCAUUUCUGCUUAAUUUCUUGUCAAUCUCUCGGUCUCAUGGCGUGGGAACAGGACAAUGGCGUUUUUGGUGUUUAAGAAAAUCGGAGGAACAAGACAUCUAUUACUCAUGUAUACAUAGAUAUUUAUUUAUACAUGUUCAUUACUGUUACUUUGAUUGCAUAUGGCCUUGGCGUUAUCUAAAAAUAUGUUUGGAACAACGCGAUUUGUCCCCACGUUGCCAACUGUUGUAUUUACUAUGCAUGCUUCAAGUUAAAACUAGAUUUCAUUAUCGUGCUUCAUGUCUAUUCAUGUCCUUUCUUUUGUCUUCCCUUGCCCUUGUGUGUAUCCGCCUUGUGUAUCGCUGCGCCUAUCGCGAAAUUACCUUUAAACAUUCGCGCGCAACUCCCUUGAUUCUUUCUUCCGAGCUCUUGGUCGCCGCGCCUUCUAUCCAUGCUGCAUUGCCCAGGCUCUUGGCUUCGUCCUUUGAUGUCGACAAGAUGGUUCCAAGCGCCACCAAAGCACGGUACAGCACUUCGGAGUCUGUCUGGUCAUUGAGGAUUGCGCCAAGCACAGCAACCAGCCGUCGUCGCUGCUCGGGACUCAGCAGCUUCUCCUUAUUCACAAGGACAGAGUAGUUGACAGCCACGGUUGUCACCGCAACCAGCACGUUUCGAUUGAACUUGCCAAUCGGCUCCCCGCCCUUGAUCCCCAAUAUGCGCUCCAAGAAAGAGAUGGCCUUAUCUGCGUGAGAUUUCGCAAGGCUUCGGCCGUCGGCGGAGCCAAACAGAUUGGCAAGUGUUCGAGCGCCCAUCAUGGCCGCAUUAUCAUUGGGAGGGAAGUCAUCGGGAAUGGCCGAUGCUGUGGCUAUAUCUACAAGGGUUUCGUUUUCUGGGCCUUGAAACUGUGCUGCAAUAGGAAAUCUAGCCACACAGCGGAGCAGAUCGAGACCGGCUAGUCGAUCAGCGUAUGGCCACUCGGUAACAACCUUGAGAAUCACGUUCAAUGUUGGAAGCGAGAUGGGCUUUGAUGCAUCCAGUGCUUCUCUGGACGAGUGCAGAACACUCUCCUCUCCAGGGUUAAGAGCCACGUCUUUGCGGCCCGACGCCACCAUGGUCUUGUUGACGUUGCCAAUUUU
Molecule: messenger RNA, 2369 nt
Organism: Trichoderma atroviride IMI 206040
Lineage: Eukaryota; Fungi; Ascomycota; Sordariomycetes; Hypocreales; Hypocreaceae
Source: RefSeq, a predicted model, not a curated record